Messenger RNA from Medioppia subpectinata, 252 nucleotides. The record is from the annotation of a GenBank genome assembly. Lineage: Eukaryota; Metazoa; Arthropoda; Arachnida; Sarcoptiformes; Oppiidae.
AUGGGUGGUCAGGUGUUCGGCAAACUGGCGUUCGUGCGGAACGUGGUAUACGUGCGGCUCUCGCAGUACGAACAGAGAGCGUUCCCCGACUUCUGGGCCAAGACGUGGAACGGAUUCAAACGCGACUUCAAUAGUGUGGCCCCAUAUGCCGGCCCCUUCUUCCUCCAGGCAUACGUCCUCUACCUCUGGGGUGAGGCCGAGAAUAUACGGCUCAAACGCAAGAACCCCGCAGACUAUGCUAACGAUGUCUAG